Messenger RNA from Penicillium brevicompactum, 327 nucleotides. RefSeq lists its product as uncharacterized. The record is from RefSeq and is a predicted model, not a curated record. Lineage: Eukaryota; Fungi; Ascomycota; Eurotiomycetes; Eurotiales; Aspergillaceae. The coding region runs from base 1 to 327 and encodes 108 amino acids. The transcript has 3 exons.
AUGUUUGCGCAAUCAGUUCGUCAAAUUACACCAGCCAGUAUGGCUUUGCGGUCUAUGCGCGUCCCGAUCGCUCGACGCGCCUUCACAUCAACACCAGCGACAUUCAACACACCCUCACCAGAAAAGCCAAGUGCCUACAAGGAGGGAUAUCGUGCCUUUGCCAGUCCCUUUGCCAAGGUCUUCCUCGGCGGCGUUUUCGUCUACCAGGUCCUCUACUGGACCUGGUUGAAGCUGGAGAUGGAUGAGACCAAGGUGGCCAAGAAUGAACAAGUGUCCGUGCUAGAGAAAGAGGCACGGGAGUUGACCCAAACCCAAUCCAAGAAAUGA